This is a messenger RNA of Calliphora vicina (urban bluebottle blowfly), 2510 nucleotides long. RefSeq lists its product as uncharacterized. The coding region runs from base 522 to 1295 and encodes 257 amino acids. NCBI's taxonomy places the organism in Eukaryota, Metazoa, Arthropoda, Insecta, Diptera, Calliphoridae. The transcript is spliced from 2 exons. The record is from RefSeq and is a predicted model, not a curated record.
AUGUCACAGAACACAAUUCCGAUCGAAAGUGCUUUUAAUUCCGUAACUUGGGUCUCUAGAAAACGAAAAACGAAAAAAUUCUUCGUAAUGAAACCACUUUACAUUUUCAAAGUGGAAUUGGUAUUUUUAAUGUUUUCAGACUGAAAAAAAUAUAAAAUUCUAAUUUCUAUAGACAGAUUAAACAGUUAAUUUAAUUAUUAUGAUUUUUUAAGUAAUUAAUUACUAUUUGCUGAAAAAAUUAACAUUUUUCAAUGUAGUUGCGAAAAACAAGAAUACUUUUCUCUUUUUCAAUCGGAGUAUUGCCAUAUUUUUUUUUUGGGCAAACCACAUAUUUUUUUUGAAGAAAAAUUCAUGAUGUCAAAUAAAUUUAAGCGGUGGCAACGAAAAUAACUAACAAAGCAAAAUACAGAAACAUAUGUUGAUGUUUCAGUUAAAAAAAGAAAAAGAAGAGGCAUUUAAACUAUUUUAUCAAAAAUGGGUAAACACCGAAAUCCCCAACAUGAAAAAUUAUUUUUGAAUUUAUGGAAAAUAACCAAGACAUUGCCAAGGGCUUUGUAAAAGGGGAUAAAGUGGCAAAAGAGUUGCUAUGGAAAAAUUUAACGGAAAAGUUAAAUUCAUCGGGGCCACCAACUAAAGAUUGCAGCGGUUGGAAGAAAACCUGGGCUGACUGGAAAAUCUAUGUCAAAAAUAAAUUAAGUCAUAAUAAAAGAGAAAAUCUAAAAACUGGUGGUGGCGAAUAUAAUAAAUACGUUUUAUCUGAUAUAGAGGAAUCAGUGAUACGAUUAAGUGGAGUUUUUAGACAAGUUGAAGGCAUUGAUGGCGCCGUAAACUUUGCUGAUAGUGAUGUAACUUUACUUUUGAACGAUGAAAUCGGUCAAGACCAACUAGACUCAAUGCCUUCAACGUCUAAUAAUGCACAAAAAACUCUUGAGAAUAAUAAGAGGCAGCUGAGUGCAGCACAAUCGCCAGACCCGAAACGUAAAAGACCAAGUACACCAAGAACUUCAAGUAAUUCCGCAAAUAAUACAACAAAUUUAAAUACGCUUUUAGUUGAAGAAAAUAACCAUUUAAAAACAAUUGUUAAGUUAAUGGAGGAACAACGACAAGAACUCCAAAGCCAGAAUAAAAAUAUAGAAAAACUUUGCAAUAUCUUUGAAAACUAUUUUAAUGGCAGAGCCUUACAUGAUACGGAAACGCAAAAACUACUAAAAGAAAAGAACGAACUCAAAAUAAAAUUGUUAGAAGUAGAAACUCUGAAGUUUGAAAUCGAACGACGUAGAUCUGAAUUCCAAUAGUUUUAAAACCUUAGCACCAGUCAGUACAAAAUCUUACUUUUAUUUUUUUUAAAUAUGAAUUAAACAACUACUUAUUUGCAUUUAAUGUAUUUAAUAAAUGAAUUUAUUAAUAAAAAGAAAAAUGUUUUAAUUUAACUGGGUAGCAAUAUUUUCCCGUAUUCGUUGCCCAACUCUGAACAUUUCUCUUUCAGAUUGUUCUCCUUCGUGUUGUGAAUCAUUUUCUUCGGACUCGGUCGACGUUAUAACUUCCUCACAAUCAACAUUGUAUCUUCUGCAAAUGUUAUGGAUGGCACAACAAACGUUAAUAAUCUGAGAAGUUUUGAGUGGUGUAUACCGCAUUGUACCCAGUAAACACCUAAAUCGGCUUUUUAAUACCCCAAUGGUACGUUCCACAAUAUUACGGGCCGAUGCAUGUUUUGCAUUAAAUUUGUGCUGUGUGGUUCCAGCGACUACAUUUUUGUAUGGGGUUAUUAAAUAUGGCUCCAAACCAUACCCAGAAUCGCCUAAUAGCCAAUUAUUUUUAUUUCCGUUACAAUAAUUGUUGAAGAAAAAAUUUCUUGCUCUACUCAUAUGCCAAAUGUAAGAAUCAUGGCAAGAACCUGGUCUGCAAGCAUCCACAGCUCUCACUUGCAUUUUAUAAUCACAUAUCUGAAAGUAAAUAUUUUAGCAAAGUAAAAAAAAUAUUAAUAUACAUCUUACAAUCAAGGUGUUAAUGCUAAACGCUCCCUUUCUGUUUAAAUAUAGAGAUGCAUCUUCAGAUGGCUUAAGCAGUUUAACGUGCGUCCCAUCAAUGCAUCCUAUAACUCCCGGGAUUUGAAAUUUUUGAAAAAAGUAAGCUUUUGAAUUUCGAAUUUCUUCCUCCGACAUUUGAAGUUUUAUCCAAAGCGGACAAAUUAUAUUUUCUAUAGCAUUUAUAACUUUCCACAUCAGUGUUGAUACCGUACUUCUUCCUAGACUGAUAUCCAUAUCUUUAGCUGAAAUAAUUCGUACUGUUAAUAAAGCUUAAAAAUCUACAAUACUUAAAUAUGUACUUACCUAUAACGCCCUGAAAUGACCCAGUACCUAAAACUCGUAGUGUAGUUGACAAUUGAAUGAUUGGUGGAAUUUCAGACCCUUUUAGGUGUGGACUAAUUUUAUCCAAAACCAUUACAAAAGCAUCCUUACUGAGGCGAUAAUAACUAAUAAAACUAAACAGAAGCACAUUUAAUAAAAUAA